Messenger RNA from Botrytis fragariae, 882 nucleotides. RefSeq lists its product as uncharacterized. The transcript has 3 exons. The record is from RefSeq and is a predicted model, not a curated record. NCBI's taxonomy places the organism in Eukaryota, Fungi, Ascomycota, Leotiomycetes, Helotiales, Sclerotiniaceae. The coding region runs from base 1 to 882 and encodes 293 amino acids.
AUGUCAGAAGACUCAAAAUCAGCCGUCGAACUUCUCAUUCUCGGAGCGGGAUGGACAUCGACUUUUCUCAUCCCACUUCUUCAACAAAGAGGAAUAAAGUACGCGGCCACUACUACUACAGGUCGUGAUGGAACUUACAAAUUUCGAUUCAAUCCAGAAGAUGACACUGAUACUCGAAAACAAAUGCUUGACCUUCCAACAGCUCAGAGUAUAUUGAUUACAUUCCCUCUGAAAGGAAAGGGGCAAUCAAAAUCUCUUGUAAAAUUUUAUCAAGAUACACACUCUUUGGAAUCUAUCGAAAAUCAUGGGUCAUUAGCCUCAUUUCAAUUUGUUCAAUUAGGAAGCACAGGAAUUUUCACUAUCCCAGGUCAAAGUACAUGGGUCACACGCCAUUCAGCGUAUGAUAGUGCUGAUGAUCGAGCUGUCGCUGAGGAUGAACUUCUCGGAUUGGAUGGAUGUGUCCUGAAUUUGAGUGGAUUAUGGGGCGGUGAACGAAACCCAAAGCAUUGGAUUGAGCGAGUGGCUGCUUCAAAAGAGAUGCUGGGCGGUAAAAAGAGUUUGCAUAUGGUACAUGGACUUGAUGUGUCGAGAGGGGUGAUAGGAGUGAUUGGAAAUUGGGAAAAGGCAAGAGGCCAAAGAUUCAUAUUGACUGAUCUGAUGGUCUAUGAUUGGUGGUCAUUAAUCUUGGGUUAUGCAGGCGAAUUAGAUUCGGAAAAUGGAGACCAAAAGAUGGAGGGUAGGCAAAUAAAAUGGAUCGGUGAGCUGAUGAAGGAACAUGCUGUCAAAGCUUUACCAAGAUCAAUGGAUGACUUGGGAAGGUGUUAUGACUCCAGAGAGUUCUGGGAAAGCUUUAAAGUCAUGCCUGUAAGAUCGAGGAUAUGA